Molecule: messenger RNA, 1420 nt
Organism: Protobothrops mucrosquamatus (brown spotted pit viper)
Lineage: Eukaryota; Metazoa; Chordata; Lepidosauria; Squamata; Viperidae
Gene: PACSIN1
Product: protein kinase C and casein kinase substrate in neurons 1
Exons: 9
Coding region: 21-1358 (445 amino acids)
Biological process (GO): cytoskeleton organization; neuron development; plasma membrane tubulation
Cellular component (GO): plasma membrane; endosome; cytoplasm
Molecular function (GO): phospholipid binding; protein binding
Source: RefSeq, a predicted model, not a curated record
AAUAACCAGGGCCGCAAACAAUGUCAACUUCCUGUGAUGAAUCUGUGGCAUCUGUUGAAGAAGUAACUGACAGCUUCUGGGAGGUGGGGAAUUAUAAGCGGACAGUGAAGCGGAUUGAUGAUGGAUAUCGGCUUUGCAAUGAUCUGAUGAACUGUGUCCAUGAACGAGCCAAGAUUGAGAAGGCGUAUGCUCAGCAGCUGGUUGAUUGGGCCAAGAGGUGGAGGCAACUGAUAGAAAAAGGUCCCCAAUAUGGCAGUUUGGAAAAGGCAUGGAUGGCCAUAAUGACAGAGGCUGACAAAGUCAGCGAGUUACACCAAGAAGUUAAGAAUAGCCUACUGAACGAUGAUUUUGAAAAGGUGAAGAACUGGCAGAAGGAUGCUUUCCACAAACAGAUCAUAGGAGGCUUCAAGGAGGCCAAGGAAGCAGAAGACGGUUUUCGGAAAGCACAGAAACCCUGGGCCAAGAAGAUGAAGGAGCUGGAAACAGCCAAGAAAGUCUAUCACUUGGCAUGCAAAGAGGAGAAACUCGCCAUGACCCGGGAAGCUAAUAGCAAAGCCGAGCAAUCUAUUACUCCAGACCAGCAAAAGAAGCUUCAAGACAAAGUGGAAAAAUGCAGGCAAGAUGUACAAAAGGCUCUGGAGAAAUAUGAGAAGGUUGUGGAGGAGGUGAAUAAGGGCACUCCACAGUAUAUGGAGAGCAUGGAACAGGUCUUUGAGCAAUGCCAGCAGUUUGAAGAGAAGAGGCUUAAUUUCCUGAAAGAGGUGCUGUUAGAUAUCAAGCGACACCUGAACCUGGCAGAGAACAGCAGCUAUUCUAAAGUCUACCGUGAGCUGGAGCAGACCAUUCGUAUGGCCGAUGCACAAGAAGACCUUCGGUGGUUCCGCAACACCUCUGGCCCCGGGAUGCCAAUGAACUGGCCUCAGUUAGAAGAAUGGAAUCCAGAUGCGACACAAACAAUAAACCGAAGAGAGAAACCUAAAAAGAACGAGGGAGGCAACACACCCAAUGCCAGUGGAGGUGGGGAAGCAACAGCACAGGCAGGAGAUCGUGGCAGUGUCAGCAGUUAUGAACGUGGCCAAGCCUACGCUGCAGAGUGGUCAGACGAUGAGGGUGGCAACACUUACAACUCCAGUGAAGCCAAUGGUGGUGCCAAUUCCUUUGAAGAAGAAAUAGCCGGGAAAGGUGUCCGUGUACGAGCUCUGUACGAUUACGAUGGGCAAGAGCAGGAUGAGCUGAGCUUCAAAGCAGGUGAUGAAUUAACCAAAUUAGGUGAAGAAGAUGAACAAGGGUGGUGCAAAGGACGUCUAGACAACGGGCAACUUGGUCUUUAUCCAGCUAACUAUGUGGAGUCUAUCUAAUUCUGUCAUGUUCUCUUUGUGCUGCCAGAAUUCAACCCUCUCCAGUCCACCAUCUGUCUAUA